AUGAAAAACGAGUCUGAAGAUUGCGGAAAACGAAAACCACCAGUUAAAGAACAAUUGCCUGAAAUAUUGAACCUAGAUAAGACCAUCGAAGAGUUGAAAGCGGCGACGAAAUACAAAUUUAUUUAUCUAGUUUACGCAGUCAGCAAAAAAUCUAAAUAUUUUUCACCGUAUAAUUUCAAAAUUGUUCUGUUUAAAGACAUCAACAAACGUAGUUUCUUUACGCUAAGUAACGAAGGUAUAUUGUCUCACAUUGAAAACGAAGUGACGUUCACGCCAUUUUCGCAAUUUGAAGAGGAAUAUAGAUCAUAUAAGAAAGUCGUAAAAAUACCACUGUUUAAAAACUACUUACCGUGGAAGUGUCUACACUUCUGGUACAAAUACAUUUCGCAGAACAAAUACUGUCGAGCUCGAGAAGAGUUACAGGGUCCGCUUUCGUUAUUCAUGUUGUCUGCUCCACUGCGAGACGCUUCGUUAAAAGUAUCUGCCCUGAUUUUCCAGACCGAGGCAAUAAGCUUGUACAACGGUUCUGUUACCGAAGAAAACACACUUCAAGGGUUUAAAGAACAACAGGAUAAUAGCACCGAGGCAGCCGUCGGACAUUUGCAAAACCUGCGGCUGACGGUCAAAGGCUUAGUGUUGGCGGCGUGUUUUAGCGCCCUAACCGAGUGUGGGUUCACCACGGAUGAUUCGGAAUUUUGUACCACAAAGUCAUCUCUUAUAUCGAAGUCCCGCAGUGGUGGUAAUGGUAUAGGUACCGCCGAAUACACGAUGCCGUUCGUAAAACAAAGAACCAAACUGAAAUGUUGCCAGAGGAUAUGCCGGUUCAUCACGUAUGUCGAUUUCCAGUUGCAGUCACAUCUGCACAGGAUUGCCAGAAAUCAAAUCGUUCGUUUUGAAGCAGAUGUGCGCCGACACUACAAGUACGUUCCUGGCGAACUGUGUCAAAUGAACGGUCGCAUCAAUGACAUCGAURCGUUGUUGGAAAGUGACAGGUCUCCGGACGAUCCAAAGCCGUUCUUCGUGUUGGAGGUGUUUUUAACGAAAAAUGGUAUCGAGUUCGAUAACUCCCAAAGCGAUUUCACCAAUUACGUAUCGUUUUUAAUGGAAAAUUGGAAAUGGAUCCUUUUCAAUCACGUUCCUCCGCUUCUGGACGACAUUGAAUUCAAUGAUUUCGUAAUCCCGUCAAUUUGUGGAUAUCAAAAUGAUCGAGUAUGUGGCAACGGACCAUCAUUGCAGUUUGUGUUUGAAAUUGACGAUGUUUACCAGUGCACCAUUGAAAAAAUAUUGAAUUAUUUUACUGCAAAUUUUAAGGCAGUACAUCAGUAUUUAAAACGUCUGGAAUAUGUUCACAUUAUUUACAGGGACAACGAAAAUAUCGAUAGAGAAAGUAUCGAAAAUGAUACAAGCAUUAUUAAUUUUCGGAAAAUGUUAGAGAAAUACAGACAACAAAUAGCCGACGUGGACAAAAUAAAGACCGUACAGAUGUUGGGCAUAUUUAAUUUAAAAUUACAUCUUUUAAAAAAUGUUGCUAAACCGACUUGUGAAUAUUUAUUAGAGCUAGUAGAAAAAACACUUUUAAAAGUGGGCAAGCGGUUGGUAAAUGAACUGUCAAACGAAAUAAAUGAUUCACUCAAGUACCUCCACACUUCACCAUCUACAGCGGCACAAUAUGUAGAUUAUAAAAAAUUCCUGGAACAUUUUCCUAUAAAGUUGGACGAAAUAGAUAAAAAUCAAAAUUAUAUCAGAGAACUUUAUGACUUAGCCGAAAAUUUUGAAGUGCCCGUUCCUGAUGAGGAUAUCGAAAAUUAUGAUAAAUUUUUAGACGCAUUGAAUACUUUACAAACAACUUUUAAAGACGUUAACAGUGAACAAGACAAACUCAUUGCAGAAUUCUUCAAAAAAAUUGAAAUUCAUAUAAAUGAAAUCAUUCAAGAUGUAGAACAAAUAAAUAUUGAGGCUAAU
Molecule: messenger RNA, 1962 nt
Organism: Diuraphis noxia (Russian wheat aphid)
Lineage: Eukaryota; Metazoa; Arthropoda; Insecta; Hemiptera; Aphididae
Product: dynein axonemal heavy chain 6-like
Source: RefSeq, a predicted model, not a curated record